Messenger RNA from Helicoverpa armigera (cotton bollworm), 1000 nucleotides. RefSeq lists its product as uncharacterized. The transcript is spliced from 4 exons. The record is from RefSeq and is a predicted model, not a curated record. Bases 328 to 846 code for a protein of 172 amino acids. Lineage: Eukaryota; Metazoa; Arthropoda; Insecta; Lepidoptera; Noctuidae.
AUCUAUGAGGACGUCUUAGUUAAUCACAAUAAUCACACUACUUGAAACCACUUGAAACACUGACGAUUGACAUUGACAGUCGACCAUACUUUUAAAUUAAACCGUUUUCCGUUUUCUAACGUGUUGGUUUAUUCUGAGUGUUAUUUUCUGGUUUUUUUAUUACGAUUGUUGCGUGUUCCUGGACUCUGAUACUGACUGCUUCUGUGAUUGACCUGGCUUCGUAUUUUGGACCUGUGAUCUACUGCAUUUUCAUUGACCCGGCUUUGUAUUUUGGAACCUCGAUCGACUGCUUUUACAUUGACCCGGCACCGUAUUUAGGACUAGAAAAUGCGUCCAGUGGAUCGUCUUAGGGGCGGAAUGCCAUCAACGUCAAGAUAUAAGUGCUACUUUGAUUGUGACAAUGACGGCCCAUUGCACCGAUUUCCUAAACCUGAAUACCCACAUUUGGAAAAGUUUAACUCGUGGAAAAAAGUACUAGAUAAAGCUUUACAAGAGAAAGGCGACAUCUACAUUUAUAACCAAAUUCGAUUUUGCGACAGACAUUUUGAAGAGUGUUACCGUUCAGCCAGUCACCGACUUACUCCAAAUGCAAUACCAACUCUAGAUUUAUCUACAUUACCAGUUGGUCAAACUCUUGAAGGUCCAUCGGGACAUGUCGAGGCAGACAUGUCGAAUUUAUUAAACAUUUCGCAAGAUAAACUUGCUGUCAUUGAGCCAUCCAGCUCUACCCACUAUCAUAGUGAUGUACAGAAUGCAUUACAGACAGCUGAACGCCCUAAAGGUUCUAGGAAAAGAGGGACUUGUCAAUAUUUAAAACGAGUCGUCACCUCAAAGAGAAGGAGAUAAUAAAGUUAAAACAGAAAGUAUUGAAGCUGAAAAAGAAAUAUAAGGAACAAAAUAACAAGAAACUCUCUGCAAGGAAAAUUUCCACAUCAAAAUCAUUUUUGAAAGAGUUAAAUAAAAUGCCUGCAACAAUAAAAAUAUUUACUUCCUCCAAAUG